AUGAAGAGUCAUGUGGAAAAGAUCAUACUUCAAGGGCUUAGCAUGCCAGAGAAAAUGCUUUUGAACCUUCCUAACCCCAAGUUGCAUCUGAAGAUAUUCUCUUCCGGUAUUGAAAGUAGUAUGUCUUUCAAAUUGGGAAUGUCUUUUUCUGCAAGAAUUAAUGAGAAUGCUCCCCAAUCCAAAACCUCAAAAAAUGGUGGCACAAAGUUGUCAGAUAUAAUCACAGGCACGCACUCAUAA
This is a messenger RNA of Quercus robur (English oak), 240 nucleotides long. RefSeq lists its product as uncharacterized. The record is from RefSeq and is a predicted model, not a curated record. Lineage: Eukaryota; Viridiplantae; Streptophyta; Magnoliopsida; Fagales; Fagaceae.